UUUUGCAGGCAGUAAAUGGGUGUUUUCUAAAGGCCAGUAUCAAUAUUGACAGUGGGGAAACGUCCUGCGGUCCAGACCUGUAGCUUCCACAGCAGGUUGGUUUUCCAACAGUCGCUGCUUUGUGAUUCUAUCCACUUUGCCUGCAGCCACACUGCAGCUUCUCCAUAUGAGCGAUUUUUCUUUUUUCUAAAGUUCUGUCCUGAUCAUCUGAUAAUGCUGUUGAGGAUCUGUCUCAUAGCAGCACUUCUAAUACGCUAUGUGCUGUUAAGUUGUGCUUUAGAACAUGAAAAGAGGGAAAGUAGAGAGUUUCAAAGCCCUGGCAAGAAUGCUGACAUCAGCCCCAAGAUGAAGAGAAAUUACACUGCCGAUAGUGAUGGGAGACGUCAGGCUGUGACUACAAGAAAGAAGGUCAGAAAGGCGGGAAGUAGGAGAGUUUCCGUGCCAUUAAGAAAUGACAUCGGCUGCACCAGACUGGGAGGCAUCUGCCAGCCAAACCGGUUCAUCUGCCAAGGCCGAUACCUGAAAGACAAAUGUUCGGGGGCUAAGACGCGGCAGUGUUGCAUGCAAGUUGGAGCCUGGAGUGUCCUUUGUGCUGGUCACCACAACAACAGAAUCAGGGCCUGCGAUUCGCACGGCUGUGGAGCUUUCAAUUCCAAAAGAGUUAAUGGCCUCCAUAAGGCAGUGGACCUGGUGUGUGAUGACUUCGGUAUCAUCAACGCUCCUUUCUCAGGCUCCCUGGCGGGUCCAGUGAGUCAGAAAGACCCAGCUGGUAAUCAGUACGACGGGGUCAAACUUCUCAGUGAUGUGCACUGUGUGAAGAUCUUCAACAUCCAUCCUUACCGUUACUUAGGCCCGGUGGCUCAGGGAGAAGCUCUGGGUUAUCUGUUGCCACUUCAGGAACGUUUCUCUGGCAUCACAUCUCAUCUGGAGCUGCAAAUGUGCGAUGGUAGUGACCCUUCACCUUUCAUAUGACCUCUGAUUCUCAUCUAUUAUAUAAGUGUUCAAUCUUCAUCCACAAUGCCUUUCACUCAUUUCACCAAUCUCUAUGAAAUAUGCAGCAUUUAAAAACUAAUAUCUCACAUUUUGAGAACUAGACUGUAUUAUGUUUUACCUUAAUAAUGGAAACGUAUUCAUAGUUCAGCAUUUUUAGCUUGUGAUGGCAGACCUUUGUAUAACUGGUGAUUCUUUAUCUGCAUUUCUUCAUUUUUAUAGCCUUUUUUAACUUUGUGUAUUGUCCCUGUUAUCAUUUUCUACAGAACCUCACAUAAAAUGAACUGGAAAAACCAAAACAUUUUUAAACUAGGACUUGAACAUACUUUUUUUUUUUUGCUUCUCGUUUUCUGUGAAAAAUAUUACAUCCGACAGCAUGAACUCACGUAACCCUUUAGUUGCAAUAAAUUCAUACUUUCAUUUCUG
Messenger RNA from Amphiprion ocellaris (clown anemonefish), 1416 nucleotides. Its product is annotated as leukocyte cell-derived chemotaxin-2-like. The transcript is spliced from 6 exons. Bases 214 to 972 code for a protein of 252 amino acids. The record is from RefSeq and is a predicted model, not a curated record. Lineage: Eukaryota; Metazoa; Chordata; Actinopteri; Pomacentridae.